Messenger RNA from Sycon ciliatum, 3043 nucleotides. RefSeq lists its product as uncharacterized. The transcript has a single exon. The coding region runs from base 403 to 2337 and encodes 644 amino acids. NCBI's taxonomy places the organism in Eukaryota, Metazoa, Porifera, Calcarea, Leucosolenida, Sycettidae. Gene Ontology annotation, molecular function: acid phosphatase activity; metal ion binding. The record is from RefSeq and is a predicted model, not a curated record.
UCAACAAGCGACCUGCUUGGCUAUGCUGUCUAGACGCUAGCAUGUUCCAGUUGUCUUUUUGCAAUUUUGGAACUGUCUUAUUUGGGGGAUUGCAGUAGGUGUGUCGUUCAAUCAGUAUAACAUCGCCUGCAUGGGCUAAAGCCCCUUUCAGUCUCAGCGUGGCCGAUUGCCUCGCAUCACCCGACACGGUUGAAUAACUCUCUGCUACACAUUUUGUUGAGCGAGAAUCUUCACUUGUUGGGCAAUUAUUGCUAAUUUUUAGAAUCAAGCUGCGUGAACAAGUUAAAUUUUCUAAACGCCUCACAAUCCGGCUGUACUGUCGAAAGCCUAGCGGGACUCGAAACGGAUUAUUGGCGCAACAAACAGACAUACACGAGGACUUUGCUGGCAGGAAACAGCAGAAUGACGAGGGGAUCAUUCAUGGGAGGAACUCUGCCACCGUUGAAGGCAGUAGGCAGCCUGGUGACGGUUUUGUGCAUCGGGCUUCAGCUGCAAUACCACAUGACCCAGGCUACUGCACCGCAUGGUACGCACUGGAAAGCGGGCGCUGGCGUGUGGCACCCGCACGAGGAGGCCAUGCCCACUCUGCUGCGGCCCGGCGCUAGGCAACUGCGCGCCGGGCAAGCGGAGAUCAUGACGGUGGAGCCGAGCGUUCUGGAGGUGCGUGAUUACAUCACUGUUAACUGGCCGAAGAAAAAGAUGGAGUCGCUGCUGCCGACGUCGCCACACAUCGAGGGAAGUCCCCACGGUGACAUCAUCGCUGCGUAUUGUCCCGAAACAGCCGCCGACGGGGAUUACGUCGACUACCUGAGCGUUCCGAAAGAGGAGACGUCGGUGAAGUUUGGCCCGGUGGUGAACAUGCGGUGUCGGUACCAGUUUCGCUACCUGCGCGCCCUGCUGAACAAGUCGUACGAGGCGUACGCUCAGAGUCCGCCGGUGGGCUUUGCGGCCGGGAGCAGCCAGCCGACGCAGGGACGCCUGUCGGAGACCGGCGUCGUCGGCGAGAUGAACGUCAUGUGGGUGUCGGACCUCAACAACAUGUCCGUCGUGCAGUACGUACUCAACUCCAGCCGCCACGGUGAUGUCAUGAAAGCCAACAAUUAUGUCAUGAAUGCCACAGGCAAGGCACACACGUACGCGGCCAGCGAUCUGUGCAACGCGCCGGCAAACGAGGUGGCGGCGCUGAAGUUCCGCGACCCAGGCUUCAUACACCGUGUGCGCCUCAUGGGUCUGUCGUCGGCCACACGCUACUCGUAUCGCUACGGCAGCGACGGCCACUGGUCCGACUGGUUCUCGUUCACGACUCAGCCGGCACCGGGCAGCGCCGAGCCCGUCAACUUCUUCGUGUUUGGCGACCUGGGCGAGUGGCGCGAUGCGGCUGGCCCUCCACCAGGAGAUCGCGCCUACACCACCAUGUCUCGCAUUGAAGAGGACUUAAAGAGCAUGCCAGCGGCGGGACGCAACUUCAAUCUGCUGCUGCAUGUCGGCGACAUCUCGUAUGCGCGGGGUGCGGCGUACCAGUGGGAGCAGUUUGGCGAUCUGGUACAGCGCGUUGCCACGCAGAUCCCCUACUAUGUCGGCAUUGGCAACCACGAGUACGAUCACGAGGCCGGCGGCGAAAAUGAUCCGAGCCAUGCGGACGGCAAUGGUUAUCAUCCGUCGUGGGGCAACUACGGCACGGACUCCGCAGGGGAGUGCGCUGUUCCCGUCGUGAACCGCUUCAGCAUGCCGUCGACGGCGGCGCAGAGCCUGCAGCCGUUCUGGUACUCGCACGACUACGGUCUGAUUCACGUUGUCUGGCUGUCGACCGAGCACGACUUCUACCCCAGCAGUGACAUGUACAAGUUCCUGGUCGCCGACUUGGCUACGGUCAACCGCACGCGCACACCGUGGGUGUUCGUCAUGGGCCAUCGACCCAUGUACUGCAGUCGCGUGGCGUCCGCCAACUACAUCAUCCAGGUUCACCAGCGCGAGGCCUACGAGGACGCGCUGUACCGUUUCGGCGUCGACGUCUUCUGGUCGGGUCACUACCACUCGUACGAGCGCACCUGCGCCGUGUAUAAGGAGAAGUGCGCCAAGACGGCGAGCGGCGGGCCGGCGGCCACCGUUCACAUCAUGGUGGGCAUGGCCGGUGCCAGCCACGACCAGCCCGACUGGCAGCCGUCCACCUGGGCCGAGAGCCACUACGUCGACUACGGCUACAACCGCGUGACCGUCGCGAACGCCACCCACCUGCUCAGCGAGUACGUGGAGAACGAGAGCGGCAAGGUCAAGGACAGCGUCUGGAUCGUCUCCGACCACCGCUGGCACGCCGAAGCCGCCAAGCAAUGGGCGUAAACGUAAACGGUGUUGUUGUAUUCUUUUAUUGUGCUUCGCUGUGGGCACAGGUAAUGCUGCAUUCUCAUCGGAGGGUGAAACCUCCGCCGAUUCCUGCCAAGAACGAAAAGAAAAAAGGUAAACUCGAAAGAACUGGGCCAUCGAUAGUCUCAAGAACAAUUUCCAGUUUGUCAAGCUAUAAACAGCGUCGUAAUCAUUAUGAGCUUUUGAUAUUUAACACCCUCCCCUUUUUUCUGCUUCUGCUUCUUAUUAUGAUUAUAAUGUUAUUCUUGUUUACUGGUACAUGUAUCUUGUCUAGGAGCAUUUUGUACUUAGGUUUUAGUUGCCGAUAGCCUUUCAAACGCUGUCUAGGGAAGCCCGUCUGCUUUUUUGUGUCGCCUUUAGCUCUGUCCACCUUUCUGUUGCGGUGUAUGUAUUGCACACUCUGUCUUGCUGCGACGCACUCUGGGUUGGCGAGACUCUCACAGCUUCCCUGCUGUUGUCAUUCCACUGAAUCCGUGGAAAUUAAUAUUCAAAUUAUCUAUUUGUAUUACUCUGAAUCACAUUAUUUGGAGAAGGAACGAUGCACGCUUAUCUCCUUGUAUCGACAGGCUCUUCGGACCAAAAUGAAGAUGGCAUCAAGAAAUCAUUUUAUUCCUUGAUUAUUAAAUUUUCACGCUGAAGAAGUACAGUAUUUUGUUGGCCGGUGAAGCUAGUAGAAAUAACA